UGGUCAGAACAAGAAAGCUAAUUUUUGGAAGAAUUAAUUGAUUCUAUCGGCGAGUUCUAUGGAAUGCCAUGAUUGUCCCGCGAAUGCAACCUUUAAUUGGGUUUUGCUUUGUCACUGUUGUAGUGGCACGCCUCUCGAUAUCAAUUGUAAAUAAUCUACCAGGAAAUACAUCUACAUAUGCCUAUGUUACAGCUCAGGAUCCGGAUAACCGGCUAGUCUUGCUACAAACAGAUAGUACUUGGUAUCAUCCAGAGCCCAGUACGCUAUCGUCCAUUCCACUCAAAGUUUCCCAGUCGAUCGCAAUUCCACUGGCGGCAGAAGGUGCGAGCACUACUGUCACAAUACCAAGCGACUUCUCGUCAGGCCGCAUAUGGGUUUCCAUCAAUAGUUUGACAUUCUAUGCUGUUUUGGACAACAACGGUGCCGCCACUCUCAUUGAACCUUCUGUGACAGACACCACAGACCUGAACAGUCUCGUACACUGGGGAUUUGUGGAGCUCAGCUAUACCGCUGAGACUGGGCUAUUUGUAAAUCUCAGUUAUGUGGAUUUUGUGGGCUUAGCUUUGGGCAUAUCGCUGGAAUCAGAGGAUGGAAGCAUACAAGAAGCCCUAGGAAUCCCAGCUGCUGCGGUGACUGACAUCUGCAAUCGGCUUCGACGGCAGGCUUCUAGUAGUGGUCAGCCAUGGGAUCAGCUCUGUGUGAACGAUUCCAACGGUGGUAUACUUCGGGUUCUCUCUCCGAAGUCAUAUAUCAGCUUGCAUCCAUCCGCUUUCCAGGAUUACUACUCGGAAUACGUCGAUGAGGUGUGGUCUACUUACAGCCGGCGACCCCUCACUGUGAAUUCACAAACGUCAGCCGCUGAUAUCUUUGGUUGUAGCACUGGGCCUUUCAAUAUUGACACCACCACAGACAAUAAUAUUCAUGUUGCUAUCGUACCUAGACUCUGCGCUGCCUUGCAUAGAGCCACGCUUCUACUGAAGGGCGGUGACUUUCAACCGGGUCUUGAUCCAGCUUUUUAUUAUAUGACAGAUCCAAGCAAUGUCUACAGUAAUUUGGUCCAUGAUCUCGAGCUAGAUGGAAAGGGGUAUGCCUUUCCAUACGAUGACGUUGGCCCUUCAGGAGCUGACCAGUCCGGUCUCAUUGCAUCACAAGCCCCUAAAUCGUUGAUUAUUACUGUUGGUGGUCCUUCUACUAUUAAAUAA
Messenger RNA from Talaromyces stipitatus ATCC 10500, 1202 nucleotides. RefSeq lists its product as uncharacterized. Lineage: Eukaryota; Fungi; Ascomycota; Eurotiomycetes; Eurotiales; Trichocomaceae. Bases 69 to 1202 code for a protein of 377 amino acids. The record is from RefSeq and is a predicted model, not a curated record. The transcript is spliced from 2 exons.